This is a messenger RNA of Nematocida major, 1425 nucleotides long. Its product is annotated as enolase. Lineage: Eukaryota; Fungi; Microsporidia. The transcript has a single exon. Gene Ontology annotation, biological process: glycolytic process. Gene Ontology annotation, cellular component: phosphopyruvate hydratase complex. Bases 1 to 1425 code for a protein of 474 amino acids. The record is from RefSeq and is a predicted model, not a curated record. Gene Ontology annotation, molecular function: phosphopyruvate hydratase activity; magnesium ion binding.
AUGAAAGUUAAGGAGUGCAUUCAAAAGAUAAUAGGAAGAAGCAUUUUCGACAGCAGAGGAAUCCCCACUGUGGAGGUAGACUUGAACACUGUGAUAGGCAGGGUGCGGGCAAGCUGCCCCUCCGGCGCGUCGACAGGGUCCCAAGAGGCCCUGGAAAUACGGGACGCAGAAAAGUCCGUGUGCAUGGGAAAGGGCGUGCAGAAGGCUCUUAUGGGAGUAGAGGAGAUCGCCACUUCGCUAAUAACAAAGUCUUUUAAGAUUACCUGCCAGGAGGAAAUAGACAAGCACAUGAACGAGCUGGACGGAACCCCAAACAAAAGCCGGCUUGGCGCAAACGCAAUACUCCCCAUGUCGAUCUGCUUUGUCCGGCUUGGUGCCCGGUACCUGCGGAUUGAGGACUGGAUGUACAUCCGGAUGCUCAUGAACAACCAGCCUAGUGAAAGCAAGAAAGAGGCGCCUGAAAACGAAGUUCUGCACCUUCCAACAGGCGGGGUCCUGGUAAACAACAUGCAGGCGGACAGCAGACUUGGCAGUGUAGAAAGCGCUUUGGCUGGGCCCGGCAGCACAGAAAAGGAGCGGCUGCGCAAAAAGCUAAAGGCAUCCACUCCCCAAAUAUUUUUCAAUGUGAUCAAUGGAGGAGCGCACUCGGACAACGGCCUUUUUGUGCAGGAAGUCAUGGUUUCCUUUGAAGGAAGCACUCCUUACACGAUGCUUUCGUCUGCUUCUGAGUUCAUAGCCGCUCUAAAGAGCAUAGUUAAGCAGAAGUACAAGCUCACCGGGGUUGGCGACGAGGGCGGGUUUGCUCCUCCAAUCAACUCGCUGGAAGAAGCGCUUGACCUGAUCCAGAGCGCCUCGCAGGAGUCUGGGGUAACUCCGCAGAUUGCACUAGACGUGGCUGCCUCUGAGUUCUACAAAAACAACAUGUACAAUGUUGGAUGGAAAACCACAGAGAAGCUUAUUGGGGCAGACGAGCUUGCCGAGUACUAUGAAAAAAUCAUAAAAAAGUACAAGGUGUGCAUGAUUGAGGACCCCUUUGACGAGAAGGACUAUGCUGGCUGGGCGGCUUUUAUGAAAAGGGCAGACUCUCUGGGUGUGCGGGUUGUUGGCGACGACCUGAUUGUGACAAACCCCGAGCUCAUUCGGCAGGCAGGGGAGAAAAAGCUGUGCAAUGUUGCCCUAAUAAAAAUGAACCAGAUUGGAACGAUCACAGAGACGAUCUCCGCGGUUAAAGAGGCAAGGCAGCAGGGCAUGAAGGUGAUGGCCAGCCACAGAAGCGGCGAAACCGAGGACGCCUUUCUGGCCCACUUGUCUGUUGGAAUUGACGCCGACUACCUCAAGGCGGGGUCUUUAUGCCGGUCUGAGCGGGUGUGCAAGUACAACGAGCUUAUCCGAAUAUUUGAAAAGUGCAAGAUAGACACGAUCUAG